CGGACAUUGUUGCUCUAUCGACCCGUCUGGCUUAUGGGGCCUAUUUACAUGACCAUCCCCAAUCAUCCCCUUGAUACAGAUAAUACGCUAGCGUUCAUCAAAGAUCUCUCUAGCAAUGGCAACCUGAAUACUGUUGAUGUUAUAUUAUGCCCGCCUUCCCUGUAUAUUACGUCAUGAACCCUGACUACAUUCGAUUGUUGCUGGAGCUGAUGAUGGGAUACCUUACUGCAGGGCGUUAGCAAGAGUUCACGACAUGGGUGCUCACUAUCCUAAUGCAACUGAUCAGGGUAACAAACAAGCCGAACCAUGCCCAUCGAAGAAUGCGGUAACUUGAUGGUCCUGACAUUAGCGUAUGUGCGCGCUAUCGGUUAUAGAGAAUGGACAGCCAAGUAUCAAGAACUCAUGAGGCCCUAUGCUACCUGGUCGACAACGGUAUCGACAUCGCGGAGCAGUUUUAUCUUCUAAUGAUGCUGCGGGUGCUCUAG
Molecule: messenger RNA, 485 nt
Organism: Aspergillus alliaceus
Lineage: Eukaryota; Fungi; Ascomycota; Eurotiomycetes; Eurotiales; Aspergillaceae
Product: putative glutaminase
Exons: 1
Coding region: 307-465 (52 amino acids)
Source: RefSeq, a predicted model, not a curated record